Molecule: messenger RNA, 1913 nt
Organism: Ostrea edulis (European flat oyster)
Lineage: Eukaryota; Metazoa; Mollusca; Bivalvia; Ostreida; Ostreidae
Product: heat shock 70 kDa protein 12A-like
Exons: 4
Coding region: 3-1814 (603 amino acids)
Molecular function (GO): ATP binding; ATP-dependent protein folding chaperone
Source: RefSeq, a predicted model, not a curated record
GUAUGAUCAAGGACAAAGUUAAUAGGUGUUUGAAGGCGGAAGAAGAUUUACCUGUUAUUAAUAUGGCUAAACAAGGAACAACAUCGCACCGAAAGAGUGAUAUACAGAGAGGAGGGUUUUUGGUUGUUGCUGCUAUUGAUUUUGGAACUACUUACAGUGGAUACGCCUAUUCCUUUGUUCACAAUCCGAUGGAUAUCCAGUCUUCUCACACGUGGUAUGCCGGGACGUCAGGUCUGGCGUCCAUGAAAACUCCCACGUGCCUUCUACUAAAGUCUGACGAAUCUUUUGACUCCUUUGGAUACGAAGCAGAAGAUAACUUUGCAGACAUUGUGGCUAACAAUCUGCAAGGGGAUUACUUCUAUUUCACACGGUUCAAAAUGGACCUUUAUCGAAAGAAGACGGUUACUAGAGGAAUGGAAAUACAAGACAUCAACGACAAAGUUCUCCCGGCGCUGAGAGUAUUUUCCUUGUCCAUUGAGUACCUAAAAACCCAUCUCCUUCGGACUUUGAAGGACCGCAUCUUGACCAUUACCAUUUCUGACGUCAAGUUUAUUCUGACAGUGCCAGCAAUAUGGACUGAUGCAGCGAAACAAUUCAUGAGGGAAGCGGCUAUCGAGGCAGGAAUAGACAGCGGUCAGUUGUUUCUUGCUCUGGAACCGGAAGCAGCGUCACUGUAUUGUCGGACAUUCCCAAUGGAAAUGAUAAAUGAAGAUGGACUCUCCAUAGCAUACAAAGGAUCGCAAUACAUAAUCGCUGACAUUGGGGGUGGAACCGCUGAUUUCAGUGUUCAUGAGAUUGAGUCCAAAACCACUAUUAUGGAACUUCAUAAGGCAACUGGGGGUGAUUACGGCGGCGAAUUAGUGAACGAAGAGUAUGUGCAAAUGUUUCAAACAGUCUUUGGUGUGGAUGCAUUGCAUCAACUGAAGAGGGAAGAUUUAGAAGAUUACAUAACUUUGCUCAGAGAAUUUGAAACAAAGAAAAGAACCGUUAAACUGCAAUCCACUAGUUCAUACAAUGUUCGCAUUCCUGCUUCGCUAGCCGAAAUCUCGAAAUCAAGAGGUCGAAAUUUGAAGGAGGCAAUAAAUUCCUCCGAAUAUGAACGUUUCGUCAGCAUUGCAAGAGAUAAGUUAAAAAUAGAUGCUCUACAGAUGCAAAGUUUCUUUGAUAAGAGUAUACGCGGCAUAGUUCAUCACAUAAAAGAAAUACUCAAUAAAUUUCCUAACAUACGAAUAAUCAUCGUCGUUGGCGGAUUUGGGGAGUGUAUCCUUCUACAGGAAAAGCUGAAAACGUUCUUUCAAAAGAAGUCGAUUAUUAUUCCGGAACAUUGUAGUUUGGCCGUACUGAAAGGCGCCGUUCUCUAUGGCCAUUUUCCACUUUCCAUAUCGUCAAGGUUAAUGCGAUAUACGUACGGUGUUCAUGCAAAUUUGAACUUUGUCCAUGGUCUUCAUCCUGAAACUCACAAAUUCUUAGAUGAAGACAGCAAAGAAAAAUGUCGUGGAGCUUUUGUUAAGAUAAUUUCAAGUGGAUCUCGAGUCUUGGCAACUGGAACAACUGUUAAGCUUAAGGGUCACCCAUUAUCAAAACAUGACACGAGUGUUACCACGAAAAUAUACUACACCGAGAAAGAAAACCCUGUUGUGGUCGACGAUUCUUGUGUAUUUUUAAAGGCAAUAACACUUCCUUUUCCAAAGCACGUCCACGAGAAGCGUAUAUGUGAAGAGGUAUAUACGUUUGGACUUACGGAAUUAAAAUACAAAGCAACAAUUCUUGACACUAAGGAAGUUAUAACAGAUUCUAUUGAUUUAUUGGACUGAACGAUGAGCAGAAUAUUUGUGAACGGUUUAAAAACGUAAUGUGAAUUAUUUCCAAAACAAUAUAAUUUCAUAAAAUAAAAGGAAAAGUCACUUAAAAAA